Bufo gargarizans (Asiatic toad) is the source of this 1768-nucleotide messenger RNA. Its product is annotated as C-type lectin domain family 4 member G-like. The transcript is spliced from 13 exons. Bases 287 to 1342 code for a protein of 351 amino acids. NCBI's taxonomy places the organism in Eukaryota, Metazoa, Chordata, Amphibia, Anura, Bufonidae. The record is from RefSeq and is a predicted model, not a curated record.
CUUCGUCAGAGAAAGCAAAGAGAGAAGAAACAACAAGUCUUCUAGAAGGACUUAUCUACGAUGUAUAUCAAUGACUAUGGAAGGACACAACUUGGACAUUAGCUCAGUGUCCAUCUGUUGACAGGACUGUUUCAGUCUUUUUGGAUCUCAUCAGCACCGAGCUGGAUUGUGUUGUGUGAGUGCUAUGUGGAGACUUGUAAGAAGAUAAGGAACUGAUUGGAAGAUAUUGACUGAUUGGUAAACUAUAGAAAAGUUCAUGUGUACUUGAAGACAAAGUCGAAACGAGAUGCAGAACGUUUAUGGAAUAUCAGGGAAGGGAGCAUGUGGAAUCACCGAUGAUGAAAAUGACGCAGAUGACUAUGAAAAUGUGAUUGACAACAGGAAGGUACCAACUGUACCGGAACGACUGAAGAAGGGUAACAAAACCACAUGCAAAAGAGAAGACCUGCAACUAAAAAAUUUGGAUAAACCUGCAAACUCCAUUGACACACCUCAUGGGCCAAGAACAAUUCCACUAUUUCGGCCACCGCAUAUAGGUCUUGAUUUUGCAUCAUCAGCGGUAAAUGCAGCAUUCAGAGACCAGACCGUGGAGCAAACCUCGGAAAAGAAACUCACAUGGAAUUGGAAGAAGAUAAUUCUAAUUUGCUACCUGAUUGUCAUGUUUCUCUUCUUGAUUCUUCUGACCAGUGUCAUCUUUAUCUAUUAUUCCAACAUCUCCAUUCAACUGGCUGAGCUGAAGAAGAAUGCAUCCCAUGUCCACGACUCAGUCAAGAAAGAAAUAGAAACUGUAAAGGACAACUUAAUGAAAGUCAACCAGACAUUGGUAUCCCAGGACUCAACCAAGAAAGCAAUAGAAACGGUCAAGAAUGACUUGAUGAACGUCAACCAGACCUUGCUGAGUCAACUAGCUGUCCUAAAGUCAGAUGUACAAUCCAUUAAAAAAUUCUUGGGUCUCUGUACGUCCUGUCCGGUUGGAUGGACCCUGCUCGGUUCAAGUUGCUAUUUUUUCUCUUCAUCUCAUCAGACGUGGCCGAAUUCACAGAAAGAGUGCAGCAAAAUGGAUUCCUCCCUCCUCAUCCUGAAUAGCAAGAUGGAACUGGAUGUGAUUCGUCCAUUCAUUGGAAGUAAGAGAUUCUGGAUCGGCCUCCGUAGGGAAAAUGGAUAUACUUGGCGUUGGGUGGACGGAAUGAUCCCAGUGUACACUAACUGGUAUGCAGGUGAACCGAAUAACUCCGCUCAGCGGGAGCACUGCACCGAGAUGAUUUCCGGCGGAUGGAAUGACUUGGACUGCAGCAAGACGAUAGAUUACAUCUGCAGGAAAGUAACUACCUGCCGAGCCUGAGACUCCGACCGAGGCCCCGGGAACCAUCUAAGCCUCUAGUAUAUGGAAGAAGACGUGGGCCCCUUAGAAUAAACCAGGGCCCCACUGUGCUGCCCAGUUUUACCAUAGCGGCUGCAUGCUCCGUCUCUAUGGUACUUAUGUGUGUUAUCCUAAACAGAUAGUACUCCACACAUCCAGUUUUUGUCACGGAUCCCUUUUCCCGAUCCGCAGAUCUGAGAGCAGAUCCUCUUCUUUUCCAUGUUAGCUGAUCACAAUAACCCUUUCUACGGAUGGGGCUAAAAAAAUGGAAGAAGCUCUCCGUAUUAUGUGAAUCCAUAUUUGCAAACAGAAAAUUCACAUGCCCGUGUGCAUGAGGCUUUAGGGCUCAUGUACACGACCGUAAGUAUUUUGCGGUCUGCAAAACACGGAUCUGCAAAAAAACAAAAC